AUAUUAUUAGUAAUAAUCUGUCUGGCUCUACCCCACUAAACUUGUCAGUAAUUCUACUUUUUUUUGCACUAAGUUUCCGAGGCAUUCCCCCAAAUUAAUUUGCCAUUUCUCACUUGUCAUUUCUCAGAAGACUCACCUCUAAUAACCUCUGUAGUCAUAGAUGAAUGAACUUUUUCUUGAAAUUCUUCAUACUACUGACUUUGUUAAUGUUAGGAUUUCGGACAAUAUAUAAGUCAAUUAUAUCAACAAAUUAUCGACCAUUUUAUUCCCAUCAUCUUCAUACUAUUCACUCUCAAUUCCAAUCUCAAUCUCAAUUUCAUCUUUCAUUCUCUACAAUGUCCAAUAAUUUUUCAAAUAAAAUUACUAUAUUAUCAGAUAAUUCUAAUAUUGAUAAACCAGUUACUGAUGAUAGAUUAUAUCGAUUGUUUAAAAUCAAUUCUAAUGAUUUACAUGUGCUUGUAAUUAAUGAUCCAACAGCUGAUAAAUCAGCUGCAUCAUUAGAUGUUAAUGUUGGAGCAUUUACUGAUAAACAAUAUAAUGUACCAGGUUUAGCCCAUUUUUGUGAACAUUUAUUAUUCAUGGGUACAGAAAAGUAUCCUAAAGAAAAUGAAUAUUCUAAUUAUUUAUCAAAACAUUCAGGACAUUCAAAUGCUUAUACAGCGGCUGAACAUACAAAUUAUUAUUUUCAAGUGGGUUCAGAUUAUCUUGAAGGUGCAUUAGAUAGAUUUGCACAAUUUUUUAUAUCUCCAUUAUUUAGUGUUAGUUGUAAAGAUCGAGAAAUUAAUGCAGUAGAUUCAGAAAAUAAGAAAAAUCUUCAAAGUGAUAAUUGGAGAUUAUAUCAAUUAGAUAAACUGAAUAGUAAUCCAAAUCAUCCUUAUAAUGGAUUUUCAACGGGGAAUUUUCAAACUUUACAUAUUGAACCAACAAAUAAUGGUUUAAAUGUUCGAGAUAUUUUAAUUGAUUUUCAUAAAUCUCAUUAUUCAUCAAAUUUAAUGAGUCUUGUUAUAUUAGGUAAAGAAGAUUUAGAUACUUUAACUAAUUGGUCAAUUGAAAAAUUUCAAGAUAUUUCAAAUAAACAAUUAUCAAGACCAACUCAUAAAGAAUUAAUUUUAACUAAAGAUUAUUUACAUAAAUUAAUUAAAGCUAAACCAAUAAUGGAUAAAAAUGAAUUAGAAAUAACUUUUAUGAUACCUGAUGAUUUAGAACUGCAAUGGGAAUCAAAACCUAGUAGUUAUUAUUCUCAUUUACUUGGUCAUGAAAGUGAAGGUUCAGUAUUAUAUUAUUUAAAACAUAAACAAUGGGUAACAGAACUUUCUGCUGGAAAUGUUAAAGUUUGUCAAGGUAAUUCAUUUUUUGUUUUAAAUUUUGAAUUAACACCUUUAGGAUUAGAAAAUUGGGAAACGGUUGUACUUACUGUAUUUCAAUAUUUAAAGGCCAUUGUAAAUGAUGAACCUAAGAAAUGGAUUUGGGAAGAAAUUAGUAAUAUGUCAGUGGUUAAUUUUAAAUUUAGACAAAAGGCUGAAGCUUCAAGUACAGUUUCAAAAAUGAGUGGAACAUUAUAUAAAUAUAUUGAUACAAUUCCUCCUAAUUAUUUAUUAAGUUCAACAAUUCUUAGAAAAUUCGAUAAUGAAGCAAUUAAAAAAUAUGGUAGUUAUUUAAAUCCAAAUAAUUUUAGAAUUUCUUUAGUAUCUCAAUCUUUACAAGGAUUAGAUAAAACAGAAAAAUGGUAUGGAACAGAAUAUGCGUAUGAAGAUAUACCUCAAGAUUUACUUUCAUCAAUUAAAUCAGCUUCAUUUAAUCAAAGUUUACAUUAUCCAAAACCUAAUGAUUUUAUUCCAACUAAUUUUGAUGUUUCAGUAAAAUCUUUAACUCCAUUACUUCAUCCAUAUGUAAUUGAAGAUAAUAAUAAAUCUCAUAUUUGGUUUAAACAAGAUGAUCAAUUUGAAGUUCCAAAAGGUACUAUUGAAAUUAUAUUUCAUUUACCAAAUUCUAAUACAAAUGUUAAAAGUUCAACUUUAUCAAGUUUAUUAGGAGAUUUAUUAGAAGAUGAUUUAAAUCAACUUACUUAUUAUGCUUCAUUAGUUGGUUUAAAAGUUCAUAUAAGUGGUUGGAGAGAUGGAUUUAAUAUUAAAGUUUCAGGUUAUAAUGAUAAAUUACCAGUUUUAUUAGAACAAGUAUUGAAUAAAUUUUUCAAUUUUAAACCUAAUAAAGAAAGAUUUGAAACAAUUAAAUAUAAACUUGGUAAACAAUUUAAAAAUUUUGGUUAUAAUCAACCAUAUGGUCAAAUAGGUACUCAUUUAUUAUUAUUAGUUAAUGAAAAGACUUAUCAAUAUGCUGAUAGACUUGAAGCUUUAAAUUCUAUUACAUUUGAAGAACUUGAAGAAUUUUAUUCCAAGACUAUUUGGGAAACAGGUAUUUUUAGUGAAUCAUUAAUUCAUGGUAAUUUUAAUAUUGAUAAGGCUUAUGUUAUUAAGGAAUUAAUUAAUGGUUAUAUUAAAGAUAUUAAACCAAUUGCUGAAACUUUUGAAGAAGUUGAGAAACAAAUUAAAUUUAGAAAUUAUGUCUUAUCUCCUAAUGAUACUAUUAGAUAUGAAAUACCUUUAGAAGAUCCUAAAAAUAUUAAUUCUUGUAUUGAAUAUUAUUUUCAAAUGGAAUCGGUGGUUACUCCAGAAAAUGUAAGAACUAGAGUUCUUAGUGAUUUAUUAGGUACUACCCUUAAAGAAACAUGUUUUAAUCAAUUAAGAACUAAAGAACAAUUGGGUUAUGUAGUAUUUUCUGGGGUUGUAUUAGGUAGAACUCAAUUGGGAUUUAGAAUUUUAGUACAAUCAGAAAGAACAUCUGAUUAUUUGCAAUAUAGAAUUGAAGAAUUCUUGGAUAGAUUUGGUAGAAUUGUCGAAAAAUUCGAUGAAUCAGAAUUUUCCAAAUAUAAGCAAGCCCUUAAAGAUACUAAAUUAACCAAAUUAAAACAUUUAGGAGAAGAAACUUCGAGAUUUUGGAAUUAUAUUGUUGAUGGUAAGUAUGAUUUUGAAGCAAGAUUUAAUCAUGUAAAAAUUUUAGAGACUAUAAGUCUUGAAGAAUUCAAACAAUUUUAUAAACAAAAUAUUUUGAAUAAUAAAUCAAGAUUAAUUUUACAUUUAAAAUCUCAAUGUCCUACUGAAACAAGUCAUUUAAAAUUAGUUCAAAGUUCAUUAAUUAAUUUCUUAUAUAGAAAUGAUUUGGAAUUCUCAUCGGAUAAAUUAGAAACCAUCAUACAAGCCAAUUUAGAUGAUUAUGAUGGUUUAAUUCAUCAAAUCAUUCAAGAAAUUCAAACUUGUAAUAAGGAUAAUUCUAAUAUACCUUCUUUUGAUACUUUAUUACAAGUUGUCAAACAUGAUGUUGCUAAUCCUGUUCCUGAUAAGUAUCAUGGACCUGCCUUAUCUAAUGUAGAUGAAUUCCGUUCUCGUUUAUCAUUAGGUGGGUAUCCAGUGGCAUUUAAUAAGUUAUCUACAUUUUAUUAUCCGCAUGAUCAAUCCCAUUUAUAGACCAGUUAGCAUUCUAUAUAAUAUAUUUAAAUUUUGCAAUUUGCAGUUAUUGUAGAGCGUGUGGUCGUAUGCAGGAAGUAUACUAAUUAUAAUUACUGACAUUACUUAUGGCUUAUAAGGGG
Messenger RNA from Scheffersomyces amazonensis, 3643 nucleotides. It is a transcript of the gene STE23, whose product is annotated as metalloendopeptidase. Gene Ontology annotation, biological process: peptide catabolic process. The record is from RefSeq and is a predicted model, not a curated record. The transcript has a single exon. Gene Ontology annotation, molecular function: metalloendopeptidase activity; metal ion binding. The coding region runs from base 165 to 3521 and encodes 1118 amino acids. NCBI's taxonomy places the organism in Eukaryota, Fungi, Ascomycota, Pichiomycetes, Serinales, Debaryomycetaceae. Gene Ontology annotation, cellular component: cytosol; mitochondrion.